Molecule: messenger RNA, 1452 nt
Organism: Exophiala spinifera
Lineage: Eukaryota; Fungi; Ascomycota; Eurotiomycetes; Chaetothyriales; Herpotrichiellaceae
Product: adenylosuccinate lyase
Exons: 1
Coding region: 1-1452 (483 amino acids)
Biological process (GO): 'de novo' AMP biosynthetic process
Cellular component (GO): cytosol
Molecular function (GO): (S)-2-(5-amino-1-(5-phospho-D-ribosyl)imidazole-4-carboxamido) succinate lyase (fumarate-forming) activity; N6-(1,2-dicarboxyethyl)AMP AMP-lyase (fumarate-forming) activity
Source: RefSeq, a predicted model, not a curated record
AUGUCCUUCGACGAAUGGCAAUCGCCCAUGGGCGCUCGCUAUGCGAGCAAAGACAUGCUCAGACUUUUCAGCGCCCGCACCCGCGCAUCUACAUGGCGUCAACUUUGGAUCUGGCUCGCCGAAGCUGAAAGAGAACUAGGUCUCGAUAUUUCCGAAGAAGCAAUCAGUCAAAUGAAGGCUGCGAGCACCAUGACCGACGAGGACUUUACCGUUGCUGCCAUCGAGGAGAAGCGACGACGACACGACGUUAUGGCUCAUGUCCAUGCAUUUGGUCAGCGAGCACCAGCGGCGGCCGGAAAGAUCCAUCUAGGCGCUACAUCGUGCUACGUGACCGACAACGCGGAUCUAAUCUUUUUGCGUGACGGGUUGUCCCUCCUGCUUCCCAAAAUCGCCAGAUGUAUCAAGAAACUGUCCGACUUCGCCGUGGAGUACAAAGAUCUGCCAUGUCUGGGUUUCACGCAUGGCCAACCAGCACAGCCCAUCACCGUCGGACGCCGUGCCACACAAUGGAUCGAAUCUCUGCUCAUGGAUCUGCGCAACAUCGAGCGAGCACGAUCCGAUCUACGCUUCCGAGGCGUCAAAGGCACCACCGGCACACAAGCGUCUUUCCUUGAAUUGUUCCACGGAGAUCACGCCAAGGUCAAGGCCCUAGAUGAGCUUGUUACCAAGAAGGCGGGUUUCACCAAGCGCAGCAUCGUGUCAGUCCAGACCUAUAACCGCAAGAUUGACUUCGAUGUCGCCAAUGUUCUCGCGUCCUUUGGCACGACGUGUGAACACAUCGGCACCGACAUCCGACAUUUGGCUAUGAUGAAAGAACUCGAAGAGCCAUUCGAGAAGGACCAAAUAGGCUCAUCUGCCAUGGCAUACAAACGGAACCCAAUGCGCUGCGAGCGAAUGUCGAGUCUGGGCCGGAAAUUGACCUCUUUGCCCCAAGGAUUCGGCCAGACAUAUGCGCAUCAGUGGUUCGAACGAUCGCUUGAUGACUCUGCAAUCCGACGAAUCGAUAUCCCGGAGAUGUUCCUGAUCGCUGACUCGCUGUGCAUCUUGCUUGACAAUGUUUCUUCUGGAUUGGUUGUAUACCCUGCUGUCAUCAACAGCCGUCUCCAACAAGAGUUGCCCUUCAUGGCCACCGAGACAAUCAUCAUGCGUUUGGUCGAGAAGGGUGCAAGCAGGCAGGAAGCUCACGAACAGAUCCGUGUGCUUUCGCACCAGGCAGGUGCAGUAGUGAAACAAGAGGGCAAGGCCAAUGACUUGGUUGAGAGAAUCAGGAAGGAGAAGUUCUUCGAACCAGUGUGGGCGGAGUUGACGGAGAGCGACCUUUUGAACCCUGCCAAGUUCAUCGGCAGGUCACCUGAACAAGUGGUUGAAUUUGUCGAGGAGGAGGUUGAGCCUGCACUCGCGUCGUACAAGGAGGCAAUUGCAGGAGUGGCAGCUGCGGAAAUCCAUGUUUAG